Molecule: messenger RNA, 2867 nt
Organism: Sapajus apella (tufted capuchin)
Lineage: Eukaryota; Metazoa; Chordata; Mammalia; Primates; Cebidae
Gene: AADACL4
Product: arylacetamide deacetylase like 4
Molecular function (GO): hydrolase activity
Source: RefSeq, a predicted model, not a curated record
UAAAUUAAAUAAAAUAAAAUAAGGACUCAGGAGGGGACCUGUCAUGUGAUCAGCACAACACAAGUGUUUGUCAAAGUAAAAUAUCUAACAUUUUCAAGGCUCAAAGCCUAUUUCCCAAAAUGGUUCUGAUCAUUUCCUUCUCUCUUAAAAGAAAGCAAUGUGGACAAAAAUUGUCCCCACCCCAGCCCUGGGCACCAUUUGUCGAGAGGGAAGAUGAGGCUGGAUAGAGCCUAGUUUUGCCUGCAAUGACAUUCCUCCCUCCUGGUCCCAGGACCCCAGAAGAUCAUCACUACCAGAAAACACAUCAACCUUUGCCCUGGUCCAGCCAGAGGCCCAGAGGGUGCAGAGGCGGUGACAGAGUGAGACCUUAUUUUAAAAACAAAACAAAACAAAACAGGGGUUAGGGCAGCCAGCUGGGGAGCCGGGAUGUGCUGCGCUCACCCUAAGCACACGCUGACGAAGAAAGAUGCUCAAGUCUCCUAUCUUACAGUUGAAGGAUUGGGCCCUGGAGGCCUAUACAACCCACGUGAAAUCUCUUUCCAGGGUUCCCAGGAGCUGAGAUAGAUGCCCAUUUCAGCCUGAUCUUCCAGAAGGUCCUUGGGAAGCCCACCUCCCAAGACUCCCCCUGAUGGGCAGAACUGGUUUUUCUGGGUCCCCAGAUUGCUUAGGGAAACAGGUUCUUCUAGCUCCCCAUUGGCCCUUCUGUGCUUACUCUGAGAAGCCAGGUCAGGCCACUGUGUCAGGCUUAGCCCAGAGAGAGUGGGGUGGAGGAGGCGGAGGGUAUAACCCGGAUGGGUCCUCUCCACACAGGCUCUCAGGCAAGCUCCCUGGGGCCCCAGGAACAUGGCUGUCCCGUGGCUGGUGCUGCUCUUGGCAUUGCCUGUCUUUUUCCUGGGAGCCUUUGUCUGGGCUGUCUUUGAGCACUUCCUCACGGCGGAUGUCCCAGCCACCAAGUGGAGAGCCCUGCAUUGCAUAUUCCUGUAUCUGCUCACUUUGGGGAAUAUACUUGAGAAGCUGCAAAUUUGCUCCAUGCCCAAAUUUGUCCGUUUUUUACAUGAUAGCAUGAGAAUUAAAAAGGACCCUGAACUUAUGGUGACUAACCUGCAUUUUGGGACGAUACCUGUGAGGCUGUUCCAGCCCAAGGCAGCAUCCUCCAGACUCUGGCGAGGCAUCAUCUUCUACCAAGGAGGGGGCUCAGUAUUUGGGAGCCUGGAUUGUUACCAUGGCCUGUGCAAUCUUCUGGCCCAGGAGACUGACUCUGUGGUUGUGAUGAUUGGGUACCGCAUGGUUCCUGACCACCAUUCCCCUGCCAUUUUCCAUGACUGCAUGAAUACUUCCAUUUACUUCCUGAAGGUCCUGGAAACCUACGGGGUGGACCCCUCCAGGGUUGUGGUCUGUGUAGAAAGCAUCGGAGGCGCAGCGGCGGCCACCAUCACCCGCCUGGUGGGAAGAUCGGAUCUUCCCUGGAUCCGGGCUCAGGUUCUGAUCUACCUGCUUGUCCAGGUAUUAUGUUUGCAGUUACCAUCCUUUCAGCAGAACCAAAAUGUCCCGUUCCUCUCCUGGAAGUUCAUGGUGACCGCUCUGUGUAACUAUCUGGCCAUUGACCUCUCCUGGCGUGAUGCCAUUUUGAACGGCAGUUGUGUACCCCCGGAGGUCUGGAGGAAGUAUGAGAAGUGGCUUAGCCCUGGCAACGUCCCCAAGAAAUUUAGGAAAAGAGGCUUCCAACCCUGGCCUCCAGGCCCUUUUAAUGAAGCUGCCUGUCUAGAAACCAAACAUAUGCUGGAUGUAGAAAAUUCUUCCCUGCUAGCAGAUGAUGAUGUCAUCGCUCAGCUUCCCGAGGCCUUCCUGGUGUGUUGUGAGAAUGACAUACUCCGUGAUGACAGCUUGCUCUAUAAGAAGCGCUUGGAGGACCAGGGGGUCCAUGUGACAUGGUACCACCUGGAGGAGGGUUUUCACGGAUCCCUUAUCUUUUUUGAUAAGAAGGCUCUCUCUUUCCUAUGCUCCCUGAAGAUCGUGAAUGCUGUAGUCAAUUAUGUAAAGGGCAUGUGAUAGUAACCCUGGAGCCCCGAGGAGGAAGGGGCAAGCAUGGACUCUACCAGAAACUGGGUGCUUUAGUGAGUUCUACGUUGUUGACUAAAGUGGUGCUACGUCAAUGCUUGGGUCAGCUGGGAAGGGUGGGAAGGAAGCUAACAGUCUUGCUUAGUGUUCCAGAAAAUCCCAACUCUGUGUGUUGCCUUUUGUCACUAACAGUGUCUAGUUCUGGAUCUAGCAGCAUUCUUUAACAUUCCAUUCAGGUGAAAUAAAUAUCAAAAAAAAAAACAAAAAUGGCUUUAAAAAUUUCUCAAAGCCCUAACAUAUGAGAUCUGUGCAGAAUAAAUGCCAACAACUGGUCAUGCUGUCAGCGGUGAAUCUAUACCCAUGAUGACAAAACAUUGCUCGGGGCUGUGGAACCUGUUGGAGGAAGGGGCACUUAAUUGUUCCUGUGGUCAAAGGUCACUGGUCAAAUCCCAACUUUGAUUGGCUCCAGCUAGUCUGAGAAAUGCUGUUGCAAUGAAAUUCUACCCUUGACACAGCCACCCUUGGGCUGGACUAAAUGAAGAUCUCAGAGGGGAUUGCGGGAAAGAGAGGGACAGAGAAAGAGGCAGGAGGAAAGGAACAGAAGAAAAGGGUGGGCUCUGGGGAGCUAUGAGCUUUGCCUGGGCUCAAGUCUUUCAUCUGAGUUUCAAAAACAGACUGCUGGCUACUAAUAGGCAGGUUCACCAAGUCAGGGAUGUCUUGGGGACCUCUGGAUGCCAUCUGGAAUAUAAAAAAUGUCUUUCCUCCAUCCUGGCCAACAUGGUGAAACUCCAUCUCUACUAAAAAUGCAA